AUGGCCGUGCCCAUACUGCUGCGGCUUAGCUCCCCCUGUUCUUCCUCCGCUCUCGUCUUCCGGUCCUUCUACGUGAAGGCGUUCUCCUCCGCGGCCUUCGACUCUCCCCUUCUCCCCAGGAGAACGCUCUUUCUCGGCGGCGCUGCCGCCGCCGGCAAGGUUUUUAGGCGUCGACCUCGCUUCCCCGCCAUCCCGAGCUCCAGCUCGGCCGUCGCCACCGCCUGUUCCCGGUUCGAGCUCUACAACACCAGCUCCCCGCCGGCGGGCCUCGACGAAGGUGCUGAACCAGCGGAGCCUGCGGGAGAUCCCGUGCCGCACCAGUGGCCCGAGUGGGAGACCUUCCUGGAGAUGCUGAAGACCAAGGGCCACUUCGAUGGGGCCAUCUCCGGGAAUGAAGAGGUGGACGAAGGAGGGGGCAGUGGUGGCGGUGGCGCCGCCGUAAACUCCGCUUCUGCAGACUUCAAUCGGGUGAAGAUCGCCUGCCUCACCUUCGCCCGGGAACGAUUCGACCUUCUCAGGUUUCACUCCGUCCUUCUUCCUUCCUACCCUGAUUCUGAGUUCCGAAUUCCCCUUGCUUUCUCUUCGAUCGAUUCAUCAGUGAGAUUCAUCUGGGGGUGGGCGGAAUGGAUGAUUCUGACCGAUCCUGGGCAAGAACUACGUACUUUGGAUGACGAAAUUUACUGUGGGCUCUCGCCAUUUUUAGAAUGCCUUGGUUGGUUGUAUGUUUUUGAACCCUUGUUGAUGAUGGUCAACUGCAAGACAAUCAACGUAUGGCUGCAAUUUGAGAUAUUUGGAAGGUCGUUGACCCAGGAAAUGCUCGACCCACAUCUUAAACCUGAUUAUUUUAGCCUGGUGAUAACCAUUUCCAUGAUGGAUGCUGCAGAAUCUUGUUGUUCUAUAGAAAAGACAGGAAAUCAUCCCUGGAUUGAUCAUGGCAUACCCUGCCCGUGACGUUGACUUUCAAAAUUCCGUUAGCAAUAUGAUGGUUGCAUUCUUGAGUAGAAAUAGCUGCUCAUUGAAGGGGCAAAGAUCCCUUCCAAGGGUUUCAUUUAGAAAUGUUCAAUCAGCUGAAGAUUCUUCUCAUAAAUCAGCUAAAAAAAUGGAUUAUAUUCUAUAAAUAAAUCUUCAUCCAAGGGACCAUGAGGACUCUGAGGAGGCGAGGAGUUGUUCAUGCUCAUUUUAAGGAAGGAGAAUGGAAAAAAAAUAUUUACUUAUUCAGCGCAUUCACGUCGUGUUCUUGGGAUGGGGGAAUUUUUUAUUUUUGAAUUAUUAUUUAAAUUUAGAUCUCUCCACUGCCUGAAGUCAUGUCUUAUUCAUAUAAUUCUUAUCAGGGAGUAUCCUUGAUCUACUUCAGGUCUCUGGCUACCAGUAGCAAGAAGAAGAUUGGCGUGUUUCCCCUACUAAUUUUUAUUUAAGUUUUUUUUGGUUGGAAAGUAAGAGCUAAAUAAUCUUUUUUGUACACACAUACAUACAUACAUACAUAUAUAUAUAUAUAUUAACUCGGAAAAGGAAAUUUUCUACCCAUGCAAAAUCAUGAACCAGUGCUAUAAUUUGUUUCUAAACACUUUCGAUUGCAGGUCUCUUCCGGUAGAAGAUAUCCAGGCCAUUGUGGAGUGUGGGUGCCCCAGUAUUCACAGGAAACCCACUAAUUCGGGAAAGAGACUCAGAGCCUACCUUAUGCUCAAUGAAAGUGAUGUAAGUGCUAUUUUUUUCUUCAUAACACUCCUACCAUCAAAAAGAGAGAGAGAGAGAGAGAUGUUGAUGAAGGUUGGAGUUUUUUCAAUAGGAGGCAAUAUGGGUUUGAAAGUUUCCUUCUUACAGAUCUGUGGUGCCUGCAACCUAAAGGGCCGCGUGUGUGAGAAAGAGGGGGAGAGAGAGAGAGAGGCAGAGACAGAGACAGAGACAGAGAGAGAGAUGAUAAACUCAAUUAUGAUACCGGAAGAAUUGGUCAAGACUUUGAAACCCAGACACCAUGUCACAGGGAGAGAGAUGAGAUUGAGAGAAAGAUAUUUAUAAAGGUCAGGUUUCUGUUUUCCAAUGGUCGAAAGUUUUUCACCUUUGAGGUCUGUGGUGGAUGAAGCCUACGGAGCUGAUGGAAUAGAGAGAAAGAAAGGUUCUUUUUUCCAUAGGUCUGGUGUCUGCAGCCUACAGGGCUCACAGAGAGAGAGAGAGAGAGAGAGAGUCAUUGUUUUUCAUUGGUGUCAAGAUAAUCUGGAUUGAAACUCUUUCCACUUUCAGGUCUGUGGUGGCUGCAGCCUGCGGGGCUCCUGCGACAGAGCCAAUCUUGUGCUCAAGGAUGAAGAAGGAGCCAGGACUGUGGACAUUGUGCGCAUCAUACUAUGCUAUGCAGCAGAUCCAAGCCUCCUCUCAAGAUUCGAGGCCUCACGAAGGGGCCAUCUUGAAGGGUCCAUCCGCAGCCUCCUCUCCAAGUUGAGUAAAUUGAGUGACACACCCGUUGACCCAGCUCUCAGGGAAGCCACGAGGAAGCGCCCAUCCCAGAAGGAGCAGCCACGAAGGUCAAAGGCUUCGGAGAAUGCUCGCUCUCAGAACGUGGAGAUGAAGAGGGGGGACUGGGUGUGCUCAAAGUACAUUUCUUCCAGAGAUCUCUUAAUUUAUUUUUCUCUUAAUUUCUUAUUCAGUCGAGUUGGUGAGUAGGUGAGUGAAUCCGGAUGGGCAGAAAGGGCGAAAUAAUUUAUGAAGAAAUUGGAAAAUCGUAUUUGAGGCUGAGAUAUUUACUAUUUGGGGGAUAAUAUGAUUUUAUCUAAAUGCGUACAGUUUCAGACGCUUUAUUUAUUUAUUUUUGCUUACCUCCAUGCUGUGGAUAUUGUUGCAGUUUAGUCAUAUCACCUUAUUAAAAAUCCUUAAAUACCAUAAGUUUAUUGAAUUUCUGAUCCAGACGGGACCUUUGAAUUGUUGCAUGGAUUUUAUUUACCUAAAUUUACACAACGCGGGGGGGGGGGGGUGCCUUUUCUUCCUAAUCUUUAAUUUCUUUGGAAAGUAAUAUUUUUUAUUCAAAUGUUUAUGAGCUAAAAAGGAAUAAAACAAGUUAAACAUGUACCCAUGUUUUUUGCUUCAUGAUUUUGUUUUCUAUAAUUGCAAGCAUAUAAGACAACAGCGCGGAUUCGAUCAUAUCCCGAUGUGUUUAUUUUUCCACCUUUUUUCAGACAUCAGCAUAUCUUCAGUAAUAUACCUAAAAUCUCUUACAGUUGCUCCAUAAUUGUCCCUAAUUGAGGUGGAUUAAUGGUGGGCUUGUCCAGAAUCAGAUGAUCCCAACCCAGAUGGCUGUUUUGUUCUUGUUGUUGGGAAUAUUUGGAACGCUUUGAUUGCUCAGAAUUGAUUUCUUAAUUUAUUUCUGCCAGAUAUCCUAAAAUUAGCUGAUUCGGGUUGUAUUUAACCAGAAAUCCAUGCUUUUUUUUCCCACCAAAAAAUGAUAUCGGAAUCAUUUCUGGUCCAUCCAUGAAUUUGAGCAUGAUCUUGAUUACUUUUUUUUUGUGGUAGAAGUGUGUGUGUGUGGGGGGGGGGGGGGGGGGGUUUGGAGAAAAAAAUCUGAUUUUGGAGCUAGAAUCUUCUACCCAUUUCGGAUGAAUGAAUGAAGAACUAGAUAUUUUAGUAUUUUCCACUUUCGGAAUUAGAGGUUGACCUGAUCUAUCUCAUCGCAGGUGCAAUUUCCUGAACUUCUCCCGGAACCUGCGGUGCAUGGAAUGCGGCUUCGACGGCCCCAAGAGGGUUGACUUUGGCGAAGUUGAGAUGAAGAAGGGCGACUGGACUUGCCCAGAGUAAUCUCUCCUGUUCCCCUCAUCCACUUCUCUUUUCCUUCUCUCUUCUUCUUCUACCUCUAGGGUUCUUCAUCUUCAUCUUCAUCUUCUUCUAGUCCCAGGGUUUUUACAGGUAGCAUCUGAUUAUUGUUGAUCCGUGCGCAGGUGCCAGUUCAUGAACUUCGCCCGGAACAGAGAAUGCCGGCGCUGCCAGGAGCGGCGGCCACAAAGGGAGCUCAAUCCCGGCGAGUGGGAGUGUCCCUCGUGAGCCCUCUUCUUCUUCUUCCUCCUCCUGGAUCCUCCUCUUACUGGUCUUCAUGGCGGAGAGAUGGCUGACGCAGCAUGCCUUUGUAGGUGCGACUUCCUGAACUACCGGAGGAACAAGAUCUGCCUGAAAUGCAGCCACGAACGCCCCAGCGAGGAGCCGGAGGAGCCUUCCGGCGAGCACCUGUGGAAGCGACCGGCGGCCUCCGUCGGCGACCGGAAUCAGCGGCGGCCGACGGCGCUCCGGUGA
Molecule: messenger RNA, 4269 nt
Organism: Spirodela intermedia
Lineage: Eukaryota; Viridiplantae; Streptophyta; Magnoliopsida; Alismatales; Araceae
Source: the annotation of a GenBank genome assembly